AUGGCGUCGUCGUAUGCCGGCGCCGUGGCCCAGCAGCAACAGGAUGGGCCCUAUGAGGCAGAGGUGGUUGAUAUUAUUAAACGAAGCUUGGUUUCAGUAGACUAUAGAACGAACCAUGAUGAUGGAGAUAUAAAACAAUAUAUGAUUGUAGAGGCUUUAAUUGAGAAUGGGAUCCCCAUAGGAAGUAUUAAAACAGUUUUAAAAGUUGGUCAAGGACAUUUUAGUGUCAGGUUCCAAAAGGGGGACCCGCAAAUGAAUGAGGUCCCAGCGGUUUUGGACAUUAACGGGGUAGGAUUUUGGCUCGAAAAAGCAGCUGACUUUGAAAUCAAAAGAUUCCACACGAGCAGGUACGUAAAGGUGCACAAUUACCCGGGAGAGUGUGACAUUGGAUGGAUAAGAGAGACAUUACAAAAGUAUGGCUUAGUGAAAGCAGCAAAGAGAGAGAUGUUGAGGGAGUAUAACACGGUAGAGAGUGGCACGGUGACAGUUGUCAUGAAUGUUGGGGCUAAAGUCCCAAAAGUAAUUUAUGUAAAGGGCAACAGAUUCCGGACUUGGUAUAGAGGCCAAGAAGACGAACUGAGGGGAGACGCCACGUGCUUUCGCUGCAGGAGAAAAGGGCAUUAUCGGUAUGAAUGUACAGAGCAGUUGGGGGAUAGAGCAGACGAAAAGGAGAAUGAGAAGGAAGACGACGUGGAAGGAAGAGUACGAAGUGUAGUGCAGAGAGUUGAGCAGGGAGAGAAGGUCGAAGAUAGUGAGAAGGAGUUAGGCGAAGAGAGCGAGAGUAGUGCAGCGGGCAGGUGUGAGGAGAUGGGAGAGAGUGUCGAGGAUGGCGAGAAAGAGAAUAGUGACGAAACAGGGAAGGAGGCAGCUAGAGAUGGAGAAUGGCGAGGUGUAGUGAAGGCUAGGAGGAGAGGGGAACAGUCAGUUUGGGACACGCCCACAGAGGUGGCAAACCGGCUAAAAGAAGCAAAGGACAGUGUAGAGGAGAGUAUGGAUGAUGAGCUGAGAGACCUUUCCAAGCCGUUAAGUAUAGACCUAGACUCUCCAACUAAUGUCAAUGUAAUUUUGAAAGGUUUCGCAGGUAGUAGGCCGACGACUCCUGACGGGGAUGCCGAGCGGCUUGUUGGCACUGUCAAGAGGGGAAAUGAUAGGGUUGAAAAAAGCCCAGAGGACUUAACGAACAAGGCCCAAAACAAACAAAACAACAAAAAGCCCAACUUGGGAGUGCCAUCAAGAACAAGGCGUACCUCGCCAGGUGCAGCAUCUUGUACGAAGUGUUCUCGUGGGAAGCAGUGUCCAUCGAAGACGAGAGAGUCCUCGUGUGGGCGCGGGAUGUUCAGCGCGGGUGGCAAGCAAUAUUGCGACAUGUGCGACAUUGGGACAUACGUCAAUGAAGAACACACUGAAUGCAAGGACUGUCCUCCUGGCUCCUACUGCCCGAGCCCUGACAGGAAGCCCCUCCCAUGUCCUCCAGGAUUCAUCUCAGAGGCAAAGGCUACCGUCUGCAUACGAUGUCAAGCUAAUCAGCUACCAAAUAGUGAGAAAAAUAAAUGUAUUCCCUGUGGAGCUGGGAAACACUGCCUUGAUCUUAGCAAGGGUCCAGUUGAUUGUCCAGAUGGUUAUUAUUCCAAAGAAGGUGAAUCGAGUUGCAGGGCAUGUCCUGCUGGCCACCACUGUAAAUCCAAGACGACAACAGAGAAAUGUUCACCUGGGACUUAUGCUGAGAGCGGCUGGAGGGAAUGUUUGCCUUGUCCUGCUGGGUUUAAGUGUAGUGGACAGGGGACAUCCAGCCCACAGAUAUGUGACAGGGGGCAGUACAGUGAAAAAGGUGCCACAAGUUGCAAAGACUGCCCACCAGGCAAGUUCUGCAUCAAUCCGUCAGAAGAGCCAAAGAGUUGUGAAAAGGGGACGUACUCAAAGGGGAAGCUUGAUACCUGUUUGCCGUGCCCGGCUGGCAUGAGCUGCCCCUCAAGGAACUCUGUCGAAGAAUGUAAAGAUGGAUCGUAUUCUUUCAUACGUGAGGAGGAGUGCUCACCGUGCCCAAAAGGGAGCACAUGCGCUAAUAAAGCAGACGUGCCCCAGCCAUGUCCUUCCGGUCAGUACAACGUCGAGUCAGACUCCAAGGCCUGUAAGCUUUGUCCUGCUGGAUCGAUGUGCCCUAAGGCUGAUCAGGCACCCAAGAGUUGUCCCCAAGGGGCGAUCAGCAGCCCAGGACAGACCAACUGCACCAUGUGUCCUGCAGGCUACAAGUGUCCUAACCCGAAGGAGUUUCAGAAGAUGUCUGCCUGUGCCCAGGGGACUUACUCCAUGGCAGGACAAUCGGACUGUACUGAGUGUCCUCUGAAAAAGUACUGCCCAUACACUGACCAAGCGAUAUCCAAUGACUGCCCUCCGGGGACGUACUCUGAGGGCAAACAGAUGGUGUGUACCCAGUGUAAGCCUGGCAAAGCUUGUCCACAGACUGAUGGGACUGGGAUCGUCGCUUGCAAAAAGGGAGAGUACUCUCUACCAGGAGCAGUAAAGUGCCAGAUCUGCCCAACAGGGUACGCCUGCCCCAGUUCAACCAAUGGAGAAAUCAAACGCUGUCCGAGCGGUACAUUCGCCGAGGCCAAGCAGACAAAGUGUACGCCGUGUCCACCGGGAAAGAUGUGCCCAAACACGAAGAAAGAUGAGCAGAUGCCUUGUCCGGAUGGAACGUAUUCUGUCGGGAAGCAGGCGUCCUGCACGCUGUGUCCGCCGGGGUUUGAAUGCCCUGAAGUCACUGGGAAAGACAAGAAGGUGUGCCAACCAGGUUUCUACUCCCUGGGUGGCAAGAAGAAGUGUGAGGAGUGUUCCGAGGGCUCAUACUGCCCUAGUACCGUCUCAGUCCCAUAUGGAUGUCCGGCUGGGAUGUAUAGCGAGGCUGGGAAGUCGAACUGUACGGCGUGUGAAGCGGGAUUCAAGUGUCCCACAGCCAAAGCCUCGGAGAAGACGGAGUGCCCCAAAGGGUUUUAUUCCCGGAGCUAUGCGUUGCUUUGUAAAGCCUGCGAACGAGGUUACAUCUGUGAGAAACGUUCAAACUCGAGUCGCCCAGUUGACGGCAUCUGUAAUAAGGGCGGGUAUUGUGAUGGGAAGAAGUUUCAUAAAUGUCCAAAAGGAACGUACAAUCCCUUCAAUGGUUCGAGAGACAUUCACGACUGCAUCAUUUGUCCAGCCGGUUACGUGUGUUACCUGAAGGGAAUGAUGAGAUAUGACAAGAGAGAGUGUAAGCUGGGACACUACUGUCCCCCUGGCGUCAACGUUACUGGUGGAGAGGGCAUAGCAUGUCCAAGUCCCAAUAACUGUACGGAAUGCCCUGCAGGACAUUUCUGCCCCUCGGGAACUGCCAAAGCACCGUCGACUCAUCCAAAGCCUUGCAAACCCGGCACGUACAAUCCCCUCAAUUAUACCGCCCAUGAGUUCAACUGUAGGAAAUGCGAUGCUGGCUGGGCGUGUCCCGACUGGGGUCAGCCGAAUGUUACGGAACCAUGCUCAGAAGGUCAUUAUUGUCCUAAUAGCACUGUCAAUCCUACCGACUACCCAUGUCUACCGGGGACAUACACUGGACAAACCAACUUGACCAGGGCUGAUGAGUGUGACCCUUGUCCUCAAGGGAAGGCAUGCUUCUGGGGCACAGGGCGUCAUUGGAAUGGCUCUGUUCCCAUGGAUUGUGCUCCAGGACACUACUGCCCUCUGAUGACACCGACACCAACUUCAUUCCCGUGUCCAAAGGGGACGUAUUCAGCUAAGAUAGGACUUUAUAAAGCAUCACAAUGCACUGUCUGCCCGGCUGGGAAAUAUUGUAGAGCUGGUCUGACUCAUCCCACUGGAUCCUGUCCACAAGGGUUCUUCUGUCCAAGCGGUACUAAACUUCCUAAGCAAUACGGAUGCCCGAAUGGAACAUAUAAUGAUGAGGAGGGGAUCAAAGCAGCUAGUGACUGCAAGAAAUGUACUAAAGGUCACUACUGUGAAUACGCGUCCAUUAUCUCGGCUCCCUGUAGGCAAGGAUCGUACAUGCCGCACGGAAUGGCUGCUGAUGGCAAAUCGUCCGGCCGUCCUGCCCAGAGGAGAUUCGACUGCCUUCCAUGUGUAGGCGGUCAUUGGUGUGGCUCUGCAACCAUCAUCCCUAAACCCUGCGGUCUGAGCAUGUACUCAGACACCGGCUGGAAGAAGUGCAAACCGUGUCCACAAGGUUUCUAUUGUGACCUACAAGCUACGUCAGAGGUUGUCAUGAAGGCAGAGAAACAGUGCACAGCUGGGAUGUACUGUGGUGGGGGCUUGAAGAGCAUGGCGAAGGCAGUGCCCUGUACCAAGGGAAAAUACUGUAUCAAAGGCACACCAGUUGAACUCAACUGUCCUGUCGGUACUAUCAGACCGAAUCCAGGUGGCACUGGAUUGCAAGACUGUGUCCCAUGUCCUGCCGGAGCUUACUGCUUGGAAGGAUCAUGGAAAAUCUCUGGACGGUGCAACAAGGGUUUCUACUGCCCGACGAAUUUUAGUAAUCCGUAUCACAGUGGGGUGGACUUCAUUGGUUCAUACGGGCCAAGACAGGUUCCGUGUCCCCCUGGCACAUACACGGAUCAGGAGGGCACUCGGAAUGUCGGAGAAUAUUUGGACCACUAUUUGAACUGUACCUGGUGUGAUGCUGGUUUGUACUGCGACUCACCAGGCCUGAUGUCACCCCGGGCACCAUGUGACCCAGGCUACGUCUGCCGGGGUGGGGCAUCCACGUCUGCUCCUGUUGAUGGCAAGACUGGUGACGUCUGCCCAAGAGGAGGAUAUUGUCCUCUAGGAUCUGGCAAGGCUACGCCGUGUCCCCUUGGAACCUACAGCAACAUCACAGGAGCCAUUAACGAUUUCGACUGCUUUGAAUGUGACCCAGGCUACUACUGUAACAAAGUGGCAGGCGGUGAACCAACUGGGCUCUGCUAUGGCGGCUACUUCUGUCGUGGUGGUGCCAAGACUCCAACUCAGAACAUGUCACAACCAGGUUACUAUGCUCCCAAUGGCUCAAUACAUCCAAGGAAAUGUGAAGAGGGGACAUACAAUCCUUAUCCUGCUGCUUCUGAGUGCCAGGCUUGUGACGAGGGGGCGUAUUGUCCAGAAAGAGGCCUGAACCAAUCCAGGCUGUGUCCGAUGGGAAAGUACUGCCCUCUAGGGAGUGUGACGCCUAUCAACUGUCCAGUGGGAACUUAUAAUAAUCGCACUGGUAUGAAGUUGGAAUCAGAGUGUCUCCCGUGUCCUCCGGGUCAUUACUGUAGUGAAUUGGGAGGAGCAUAUCCCACCGGCAAGUGCAUGGCGGGACAUAUCUGUUACAGAAGAGCUGUUAACGCCCAACCCAUCUUCGUCCAAUCAGAUAGUGAUUUCCUGCUCGACGUCUGGGGUGAGGUUUGUCGGGAAGGCCGCUUUUGCCCAGAGGGAACCGACACUAUGCUGCCGUGCCCGGUCGGGACGUAUAACCCCGACAAGAUGGGUAGGUCCGUUGAUGAUUGCCGGCCGUGUGAUCCUGGGAAGUAUUGCGACAAUACGACAUUGACAGCUCCAUCUGGUAUUUGCACUGCUGGUUUCUUCUGCAUCAGUGGGAUGACAUCACCUACUCCUGCCGAGAGUCCGAUGGGAGGCCUGUGCCCACUACACCACUUUUGCCCCAAUGGCACGAGUCUACCUAAAGCCUGUCCAUCGGGCUUCCAUGCCAACUCCACCGGUAUGAGGACCUGUAAACCUUGCCCUGGUGGAUAUCUCUGCUACUCUAGGACAAGGCCGGAAUUGUGCCCAGAAGGUCAUUACUGUCCUGGUAGUAACUUGACGUCACCUCUCCUCCUGCCGAUGCGAUGUCCGAUGGGAAGGUACAGCAGACGUCGCGGCCUAGAGAUGAAAAGCCAAUGCAAGAGUUGUGAGCCGGGCUCUUACUGCAACCAAGAGGGGAUGACCCAAGUGUCUGGACCCAUCAGUGGUGGGUACUGGUCCUCCUUGGGAGCAACCUUCUCACAUCCUCCCAACAGCCGAACGUAUGGAGCCUGCCCUAGGGGUUUUUAUUGCCCAGUCAGUUGUGAGAAGCCGAUUCCUUGCCCUGUUGGCACAUAUAGCUCUGAUCUGUGGCUACAGAGUGCCGACCAGUGCCUGCCUUGCCCCGGUGGGAAAGCCUGCCCAGAAACCAACAUGACACAACCGGGGACAGAUUGCUAUGCUGGGUACUACUGCGUAAGGGGGUCAACAGAUCCAGCUCCGGGGAACAACACCAUGGGGGGAUUUUGUCCAUCAGGUUCCAUGUGUCCUACUGGUUCCGAGUACCCCACAGUCUGUAAAGCCGGUACCUACCAGGAGGCAGAGGGAGAGCCAACAUGUGACGAUUGUCCAGCCGGGUUUUACUGUCUGACAAAUACCUCGUCGCCAACACCGUGUCCUCCUGGUUACUACUGCCCCCUGGGGACAAUUAGAGACAACCAGUUUCCGUGCGAUGAAGGAACGUUUUUCAAUACGACUGGAGCCAGUGAGAAGAAGGAUUGUAAGCCCUGCACGCCGGGAUACUACUGCCUUGUUCCGGGUCUUGCCACACCCACUGGGCCCUGCAAGCAGGGAUUCUACUGCUCAGGUGGUUCGGAGUACAGCCAGCCUUACAGGGCAUCUCGAGGAGGAGCAUGCAAGCCGGGGUCCUACUGCCCCGAGGCCAGUCCAUUCCCUAUUCCCUGCACCCCCGGGUGGUAUUGCGACCAGCAUAUGAUGUCGCAGCCAACUGGGAAGUGCUAUCAUGGCUUUUAUUGCAAAAUGGGCGCGAGUACCCCCGCACCACGAGACGGGUCAUCAGGAGAUAUUUGUCCACGAGGCCAUUUCUGCCCUGUUGGAAGUCCUAAUGCCACCGCCUGUCCCGCCGCGACAUAUAACCAAAUCCUAGGUGGGAGAUCGUUGAAGGACUGCCUCAACUGUACCAAGGGGUAUUAUUGUGAGAACGAGGGCAAUGCUCGGCCUACUGGGCCCUGUCAUACGGGGUAUUACUGUCCUAGUGGAGUGGAUCAGGGCAAUCUGACACAGUUCAUUUGCCCUCUUGGUCAUCGCUGCCCGAGAGGGAGCUCAGUUGCACUGCGAUGUUCCCCUGGAUCAUACCAGGACGAGUUUGGACAGGGAAGCUGUGAGACGUGCCCGGCUGGUUACUAUUGCGAUACGCUGGAGGCUGUCGUGGCAUAUAAUGAAACUUCCAUUUGUCCGAAGGGUCAUUACUGCCCUCCUGGUACAAGAUUUGCCAAGGAACAUCGCUGCCCCCCUGGUACGUACAACGAUGAAGAAGGGGCUGGCAGUAUCGCUGGGUGUCUACCAUGUUCUGGGGGCUACUUCUGUGACCGAUAUGCCCAAGUUAAAUACACAAACAGUUGCCUGCCGGGGUACUACUGCAGGAAGGGUGCCAAGUCUGGUACACCUCGCCAGGGAGGUGAUGCCAACCGGUGCCCACGUGGAUUCUACUGCCCUCUACAGACUGCUGAACCACAGGCCUGUCCAAAUGGAACAUUUUCUAAUGUUCGCAAAUUGACGGACCUGAGGGAGUGUCAGAAUUGUACUCAUGGUCACUACUGUGGGAAGGCCAACCUGACAUCCCCUGAAGGCAAGUGCCUAGCAGGGUACUACUGUCCGCCGGGCUCCAUUCUCCCUGAUGAGAUCAUAUGCCCCAAAGGUGGCUAUUGCCCAGAAGGAAGUUCCUUACCUGAGCUGUGUCCUAGAGGUCCUGCAGGAACUUUCAGCAAUAUGACCGGUCUCAACUCUUCUAACCAAUGCCAGCCCUGCGUGUCUGGCAUGUACUGCCUUGUCGAUGGGCUGGCGAAGCCCUCCGGUCCUUGUAAGGCUGGCUACUACUGCCCUGAGGGAUCGAUAUACCAGCAGCAGAAGGAUAAGACGUGCAUGGUGGGACAUCAGUGUCCUACUGGGACAGGACAACCUAUGCAGUGUCAGAAAAAUAGCUUUGUGAACCACACCCUAUCACCAUGGUGCUACCCCUGCCCCUUGGGACAUUUCUGUAAGGUCCAGGGCCACACCGAACAGUGUCCAAUGGGCCACUACUGCCCUGAAGGGACUGGAGCUGAGCCCAUACCGUGUCCACCUGGAACUUAUGGCAGUCUUCUUAAGCAGUCCCAUCAAUUCAAAUUGAAAGUAGAACUUGACUUCAGCUCUCUCUCCACGGAUACAACGAGCCAGCUGGGUAUGGCCUUGGGCAUGAUUGUCACAUGUUUGGCGUGGAUGGCGCUCAGAUUGGUGUCCUCGGAAAAUGACUGCGGAGCUCUGGAAGCAAUCGCAGGUGAAUGUGGUCCCGGCUAUUGGUGCCUUGCCGGCAUCGCCCACAAGUUCCCUAACAUGAGCCACGCCAACGGUUCAUGUCCUGACCCUGGUAUAGGAGGCAUCUGCACCAUCGGUUACUACUGCCCUGGGGGAUUGAGAAGCAUUAAACCUCUACGGUGUCCGAGUGGGACUUACUCCGAUGAGGAGGGAAGAGUGGACUGCAUUGAUUGCCCGGAAGGAUACUAUUGUCCCAAUGGAACUGGUAAUUUCACCGCAAAUGUCUGCAAGCCUGGCCAUUAUUGUCUGAAGAAGACACAGCACUGGAAUGACUACCCCUGCAAGGCGGGAACUUUCAAUAAUCAGACAGGUGCCACUUCCGAUAAAGCUUGCACGGAGUGUCCAGCUGGUUCCUAUUGUAGCAGUUCAGGCCUGAAUACACCUUCCGGAGAAUGCCAUGGAGGCUUUUAUUGUCGCAGGGGAACCGUCUCGCCGACACCCGAUGGUCACCAAUGCAACAAAGGGACGUUCUGUCCUCCUGGGUCAGCUGAGCCUGUGCCUUGUAGCCCUGGCCAUUACUGUGCUAGCAGCUACCUUCCCCAGCCGACUGGGAUGUGUGAUGCUGGGUACUUUUGUAAGAAGGGGGCGCAAAGACCUGAUCCCGUGGAUGGAACCACAGGUGGUGUAUGCCCAUCGGGAUUCUACUGCCAGGCAGGCUCCGGGAAGCCUCACCCAUGCCCUGUUGGGUCCUACUCCAACACCACAAGGAAUGUCAACAUGACGAACUGUCACCCCUGCCUGGCUGGGUCUUACUGCAAGGACGAGGGCAGUAAGGUACCCACAGGAUCGUGCAGCAAGGGUUACUAUUGUCCUGGUGGACAGAAUUCGUCUCAACCUGAUGGUUAUAACUGCACAAAAGGACAUUACUGCUCCGAGGGGACCAUCCAACCAAAGCGUUGUCCAUCAGGCCAGUACCAGGAUCAAGUGGGGGCGUGGGCCUGCAAGGUGUGUCCUGCAGGGUACUACUGUGAUAGUACCGAGGGGCCUCUCAUAUCACAUCAGGAUAAGAUUUGCCCAAGAGGGUUCUUCUGUCCUAAUGGAACUCUCUACGCUAACAUGUUUCCAUGUCCAAGUGGAACGUUUGGUAACGAGACCGGCCAAACAAAUGUGACAGGAUGCCACCCCUGUCCUGCGACAUUCUAUUGCGGAGGGCAAGGACUGCAGGAGCCAACUGGAUACUGUGAUGCAGGUUAUAUCUGUGUGUCUGGAGCUAAUGUCUCCACGGCGUCUGAUGGUAGGACUGGGUACGUCUGCCCAAUGGGUCAGUACUGCCCUCGAGGAAGCCUGGCCCCCUAUCCCUGUCCUAAGGGCACCUACAGUGGCACUCUGAGGCUGAGGGAGUCCAAGCAGUGUAGGGCAUGUCGGGGAGGUCAUUACUGCCCGAUUGAAAACAUGAUGACACCUGGACCACUGUGUCUAGAAGGCUUCUUCUGUUCUGGAGGUGCAGACAACCCCAAACAGAAUCCCUGUCCAAAGGGCAGUUACUGCGUCAAUGGUACCAUGCAUCCAACGCCAUGUCCUGUGGGGACCUUCUCAAACCAGACUCAUCUGACUUCACAUAACCAGUGCCGAAACUGUUCAGCUGGCUCGUACUGUGGAUACGAAGGUCUGACGAGCCCAUCUGGUGAAUGCUGGGCCGGUUAUUAUUGCCCCGGCGGGAUGAAACAACCAAAUCCCAGCAGCCACGUCUGCCCAAGGGGAAUGCAGUGUCCAAAUGGCAGUGCUCAGUAUCAGCCUUGUGAAGCUGGUGCUUACACCAGCACUGCUGGCAAGGGGUCAUGCAGCCCAUGUCCUCCAGGUUUCUACUGCCUCCCUGCGGUUCCUUCCAAUUCAUCAAGGAAUAUUCUGUCGUGUCCAGUGGGCUACUAUUGUCCACAAGGAACGUACAAUGAUCAGCUGAGGAUGUACGAAGUGACACAGUGUAAACCAUGCCCUGGGGGAACGUAUUGCAAGGAUCUUCAUCAGUCCGCGCCGUCAGGGAAUUGUUCGUCAGGUCACUUUUGUCCCAAUGGAACACGCUACUCUACACAGUUCAGAUGUCCUCCAGGGUCUUACAACGCGCAGAAUGGGAAAUCCACCUUGGAGGACUGCCUCCCUUGUUCUGUUGGUGUGUACUGCCAAGGCUGGGGCAGCAUCGUGCCCACUGGGAACUGUAGCGCUGGUUGGUAUUGCUCAGGGAAUGCUUCCCUCACUCGAGAUAUCAGGCAUGGAGGAAAGUGCCCUGAGGGAUUCUUCUGUCCUGAGGGGUCUUCCACGCCACAGUCAUGUCCCUCAGGCUCCUACUGCCACCUCCCUGGCCAAGCCACUCCCACUGGAAAAUGUGCUGCAGGGUAUUACUGUAGCCUCGAGGCCCACCAAGCCCAACCUACGGACGGCACCACUGGGAAUAUCUGCCCAGCUGGCUUCUACUGCCUGAGAGGGUCGUCCCAACCUGUGCCCUGCGAAUCCGGGACCUACAACCCGACCUUUGGUAACAUGAAGAAAACGGACUGUCUGCAGUGCGACGCUGGGGAAUAUUGUGGAGAGAAGAAUAUGACUGCGACAUCAGGGAACUGCACAGCAGGAUUCUACUGCCCUCCUGGCCAGAGUACAGCAUCCCCAUUUAAGUGUCCUGUGGGUCACUUCUGCCCCGAACACAGCCAUACCCCUAUCCUAUGUCCAAGUGGCCAGUACCAGGAGGAGGAGGGGAGGCCUGGGUGUGACCCGUGUCCUGCUGGAUAUUACUGUGACAACAGCCAUGGUGUGGUCAACAUUAGUAAGGAUGUGCUGUGUCCUGCUGGUUAUUACUGCCCAACAGGCACCGGAAGAAAGAACGAGUACCCCUGCCCCCUUGGAACCUACAGCAUCUUGACCGGUCUGAAUGCCAGUGAGGAUUGUACGCCCUGUGCUGGUGGUCACUACUGCGGGGUGGUAGGCCAAGUGGGGCCUACCGGUCUCUGUGCUGCCGGAUACUUCUGUAGACAGUUUGCAAAGACGGCCACGCCGAAUCAAACUGAUGAUGCUGGGAUUUGCCCACAAGUUGUUCCGCAGGCCACAUUUAAAGGAAUCUUCACAGGUGGUACGACUCAUUGGAUCGAUGUAGCAAUUGAAAAAAGUGACUUGCUCAAGGUCGCAAGUGAUGUGCCCACAUCCAGUCAUUUCUGUCCAGAGGGCACCAACUUGCCUCAAAAGUGUCCACCGGGGACCUACAGUGGAAUAGAGGGUUUGAAGAAUGACUCGGAGUGUCGACUCUGCAGUCCAGGAUAUUUUUGUGCUAGACCAGGCCUGAUAAGUGUCCAAGGGCCGUGUGAGCCUGGAUACUAUUGCACCCAAGCCUCAGCCAAUGCUAGUCAGAUUAUCUGUCCUGUGGGCCGCUAUUGCCCGGAGGGAACUGCUGUGCCAAAGAGUUGCCCAAAGGGCACCUUCAAUCCAACCGAGGGCCUCUCCAAUGUGACAGAAUGCCUUCCAUGCACUUCAGGCAUGCACUGCAACAAGAACGGCCUAAGUCUACCCUCUGGAGUAUGUACAUCAGGCUUCUACUGCCUGCCUGGCCAGAGUUGGCCUACCCCAGAACUAUACAUUUGCCCACUCGGACACUUCUGCCAGACCAACUCUUCCGAGCCUAUUCUGUGUCCUCCAGGGUCCUUUAUGAAUCACACGAUGGCUGAGAAGUGUUAUCAGUGUCCUCCGGGAUGGUUCUGUCUCAAUGGUACCGAUGUCCGACCUUGCCCAGAAGGUUACUACUGUCCAACAGGCACUGGCCUCGCCCCUCAACCAUGUCCAAGAGGCAGGCUCAGCAACGAGACAGGCCUCGCCAGGGCAGACCAGUGCAGACCCUGUCCUGGGGGAGCCUACUGCAACGUGACAGGAGCUACUACAAUAUCGGGCAAAUGUUUCCCUGGUUUCUAUUGUAGUUAUGGAGUUGAUGUCCCAGAGCCUAUAAGUGGGGCUAGCAAUUUGACGAAGACUGAGGUGUGUUGGUUAGAGGUGUUCCACACCGGCGUUGGGGAUGUCUGCCCCAUUGGGCACUACUGCCCGGGCGGGAGUGCCUACCCCCGACCCUGUCCUGCUGGUUCAUAUGGGAAUGAGACUGGCCUGAGAGAAUGUUUAGAAUGCCCGGCUGGGUACUAUUGUCUCCUCGGAUCCAUCAACUACACCACAGGGCCAUGUCCCGUUGGUCACUACUGCUUACCCGGGACAACCCAUCCCCACCAGUACCCCUGCCCAUCCGGGUCAUACAAUCCAGCCACAAUGGCGACGUCUGCUGAUGAUUGUCUCAGCUGUCCACCAGGGCUGUUUUGUUUGACGUCUGGGCUGAGAGAACCAAGUGGGAAAUGUUCGUCAGGUUGGUACUGCACUGGGAACAGCAGCUCUGCCAUGUCUAUCAUCCAUGGUGGUGAGUGUCCGUCAGGUUAUUACUGCCCCGAAGGAGCCUCAACACCGGUCCCGUGCGAUCCUGGAAUGUUCUGCCAAACAGCAGGGUUGGAGUCACCGACAGGGAAUUGCACUGAAGGUUUCUACUGCAUUUCACAAGCCAGCAUCUCGACUCCUACAGACAACACAACAGGCAACGUCUGCCCCUUUGGACAUGUCUGCCCGAGCGGAAGCACCACGCCCCAGCCAUGUCCUGCAGGGUAUUACCUCAAUUCCUCCAAGCAUGAUGAGCUCAGUGAUUGUAUCCUCUGUACUGCUGGCAUGUACUGCCCUGACCAGGGCAUGAAGCGACCAGAGAGAGACUGUCGACAGGGAUACUACUGUCCACCAGGGCAGACAGUCAAGGACCCUGAACAAUUUAGCUGCCCUCUUGGACACUUCUGCCCUGUCGGAUCAGCACAGCCCCAAAGAUGUGAGAGUGGAACUUACCAGAAUAAUACAGGGCAAUGGGAUCUUGUGCUGUUGCCUCUUACGUCUGCCUUUAUCCAUUCCUUUUUACAAGGCCUUGCCAAUCCCUCUCAGUGCCAGCUCUGCCCUGGUGGUAAAGCCUGUCCGAUGUCUGCUACAGUCAGCCCUGACCAGCCCUGUGCACCAGGACACUAUUGCUUGAGAGCAGCAAAGACCAAGGCACCUGUUCAAGGGAAUUCCUCCUUUGGCUACUCCCCUUGUCCAGCAGGCUUCUUCUGCCCAAAAGGAACAGGAGCCAGCCCACGGCCCUGUCCUGUGGGGACAUACAGCAGCGUUGAGGGACUGGCCCAAGCUUCCCAAUGCCUGCAGUGCCCCGCAGGAAAGUACUGUAGCGCUUUGAACCUCACAGCUCCAGAUGGGGAUUGUGCCCCUGGAUUCUAUUGCACCUUUGGAGUGAACGCUGAGCAACCAUCAGGGAACGCUACCGGAGUUGGAGGGAUUUGUCCCCUUGGGCAUAAGUGCCCCCUUGGGAGUGCUGCACCAGUCGUAUGUGAGGCUGGCACUUUCCAGGAUAUGGAGGAACAGCCCACAUGUAAGACCUGCCCUCCUGGCUAUUUCUGCCCAAUGGAAUCAAAAUCUUAUGAAAAGAACGUCUGCCAGACUGGUCAUUACUGCCCAUCUGGUACACAGCAUCCUGGACAGUACUGGUGUGAGAAGGGAACAUUCAAUAAUUUGACAGGAUCCUAUUGUCCUGAGGGCAGUAGCUGGCCAAUGGAUUGUGACCCUGGCAUGUACUGUGAUAGAGAAUUCCUGACCACUCCUCGUGGACCGUGUGAUGAGGGCUUCUACUGUGUGGGGAAUGCAACAUCGCCACGACCUCAAGGAGUUGAAGGUGGACGAUGUCGCCCGGGUUAUUAUUGCCCCAAAAGGAGUGCAUCAGAGCAACCUUGUCCUGCUGGCUACUUCCAGCCAAGUUGGAUGGCUGAGGCUGUAUCUUGGUGCAUCAGUUGUACGGCUGGCUACUAUUGUAAUGAAACUGCUCUUGCUGCACCCACAGGGCUAUGUGAUCCAGGUUACUACUGCCCCAUUGGACAAACUACCAGCAACCCAAAGCAGUUCAUAUGCCCACCCGGUUACUAUUGCGAAAAAGGGUCAAGCAUCUACCAGAUGUGUCCCUACGGAACUUACCAGGACGAAACUGGACAAAGCUCAUGCAAAAUUUGUCCAGAAGGAUACUACUGUGACCCUGGGCAACGUCUGCUUGUGCGGGGCGACUUUUAUCCGUGUCCUGCUGGUCAUUACUGCCCGAAUGGUACCAGGACCGCUACGGAAUGGGCGUGCCCUGUCGGCACUUAUAACAACGUGACUGGUCUGAGCAGUGCUGAUCAGUGUCAGCUCUGUACAGGUGGUUUCUACUGCCCUGGUGGGGGCAUCAUCCAGCCUUCCUUACCCUGCAGUCCUGGCUACUACUGUCGAUCAGGCGCCAAGCUUGCCACACCACGCCAAGGGGAUGAUGCAGAUUUAUGCCCAGUCGGCCACUACUGCCCCGAGAAAACUGUUGAGCCUGUGCCAUGCCCACCGUCAACCUAUGCUAAUAGAACUGGUCUGCGGCAGGAGGAGGACUGUUGGCACUGCAGGGGUGGUGAAUUUUGUGCUGUUGCCGGUUUGACUACACCAUCGGGACUCUGUAAUCCUGGCUUCUACUGUCCUGAGAGCUCAGUGAAUGCAUCACAGAAAAUAUGCCCGGCCGGAAGCUAUUGCCCUCAGGGCACGCACCAUCCGUUCCCGUGUCCAAGUGGCACGUGGUCCAAUGUGUCUAUGCUGGUGGCAAGGAAUGAUUGUCUCGCUUGUCUGGCUGGGUCAUUCUGCCGACAACCCAGGUUGACGUCACCGCAAGGUUCCUGCCAUCCUGGAUAUUUCUGUCCUGAAGGCUCCGACUCCCCCAAACAGCAGCCGUGCCCAAUAGGUUACUUCUGUCCUAAUGGCACAGGCGAACCCAUACUCUGCUCCUCCGGGUCCUACAGCAACCAAACAAGACUGGAUCGCUGCAAUAUCUGUCCAGAAGGGUAG
Molecule: messenger RNA, 15228 nt
Organism: Lineus longissimus
Lineage: Eukaryota; Metazoa; Nemertea; Pilidiophora; Heteronemertea; Lineidae
Exons: 70
Coding region: 1-15228 (5075 amino acids)
Cellular component (GO): extracellular region
Molecular function (GO): protein binding; zinc ion binding; chitin binding
Source: RefSeq, a predicted model, not a curated record